AUGGCACGUUACGAGAAACCCGGACAAAGAAUAACAGACGCCUGUUAUCGCGCCGAUCGGAGCAGACUAAUGCAGCCUGACAGAUGCCAACCGGCAAAGAAUAAGUCGAGAUGGCCACACCUGGGCAGAUUUAGUGGCUGCACGGGGGCCGGGCCAGAUGCUGUCAUCACUGCCGGCAAUCGUGCAAUCGCCCUCCUCUCUUCUCCAUCCAUCUCCUCCUCUCUCGGCACGCUUGAUACCAGCUACUGGACUAGCAUCUUCUUGUUUUCUUUUUUUAACAUUACUGUGAUGUACCUCGGCAGUUAA
Aspergillus luchuensis is the source of this 306-nucleotide messenger RNA. RefSeq lists its product as uncharacterized. NCBI's taxonomy places the organism in Eukaryota, Fungi, Ascomycota, Eurotiomycetes, Eurotiales, Aspergillaceae. The record is from RefSeq and is a predicted model, not a curated record. The coding region runs from base 1 to 306 and encodes 101 amino acids. The transcript has a single exon.